AUGUUAGAUAGCUCUACUCUCGACCACGCCGCCGAAGGCAUACGAGUCAACGCCGUUUGCCCGACCUGGGUGCGCACACCCCUGCUGGACGUCGAGCUGCAGAAGAACCCCCAGGUCCAGGGCAUGAUCUCGGCCAUCGUGCCCAUCAAGCGUGCCGCGGAAUGCGAGGAGGUAUCUGACACGAUUGCCUUCCUGUGCAGCCCGGCUGCGAGCUACAUCAAUGGCGUCGGCCUGUUCAUUGAUGAUGCGGUGACCACCACGGUGCGUCUUCUCUAA
Anthostomella pinea is the source of this 276-nucleotide messenger RNA. NCBI's taxonomy places the organism in Eukaryota, Fungi, Ascomycota, Sordariomycetes, Xylariales, Xylariaceae. The record is from the annotation of a GenBank genome assembly.